UAAUCUCGCGCGAGGUUAGGAAAUAGAAGACUUCAUGAGAAGUGGACACGUGAAUUUUUACAGCAGGCUUGUAGAGGUCUCCAGGAUGCCUGGUGAACGGAAGCCCCGCUUUGUGAUCCUGUACGGGUCUCAGAAGGGCCAGGCCCAGUCCAUAGCCGAGGGGCUUGCUGAAGAGGCCGAGCAGAACGGGCUAGUUGCUGAUCUCAGCUGCUUGAGCCAGAGUGACAAGUAUGAUCUAGAGAAGGAGAGAGCGCCUGUUGUCUUCAUCGUGUCCACCACUGGAGAUGGGGAACCCCCAGACAAUACGCUCAAGUUUGUUCGGAGCAUCAAGAAGAAGACCCUUUCAUCUGAUCACUUUAAGCACCUUUGCUAUGCGCUUUUGGCUUUGGGCGAUACAAAUUAUGCAGAUUUCUGCAACUGUGGGAAGACAAUUGAGCGUCGUCUGCAGGAACUUGGAGCCAAACAGUUCUAUCCCACUGGGUAUGCAGAUGAUGGCACAGGGUUGGAGGUGGUUGUAGACCCCUGGCUUGAGGGACUGUGGAAUGCCAUCAGGGAGGCCUUAUCAAAACUAUCCUCUGACAGGACUACUCACUUGAAAGAGAAUGCAGAAGAUUCAGUCCAAGAAACUUCUCCUUCAUCCAUACUGGAUGUCCACCUAAACCUCCUAAGCAUUGCUGACCAGCAGAACUGUGAGCCAGUCAAAGCAUCUCCAAACGUGGACUCUAAAUAUGCGUCUUCUGCUCCUCCUCUUUCUGAUCUCAGUCCAGCCUCCUCUACAAAGAGCACAGGGUUAGCGUCACAAUCUCUUGGUACUGACGGUGUCUCCUCAUCAGUAGCAAAGGCAGAAACCAACGACGGAGCCUCUUUGAUGGCCUCCCUUCCACCACUGUCUGAAUCUUUACUUAAUGUUCCUUCGCUGCCAUCGCCUUAUUUAGAUGUUACAUUUCAGGAGGUGGACACAGAGGAAGAGAGUGUUGGACCGUUGAAUAAAGAGACUCUGCAUCAGGUGUCCAUAUCCAGGAGUGUUCAGCUGAGCGGAGGAGAUUCAGUCAAGACUGCCCUGCUGCUAGAGCUGGACAUCUCAGCACACCCUGCUUUGAGCUAUCAGCCAGGGGAUUCCUUCAACGUGUUCUGCCCAAACAGAGCUGCAGAGGUGGACGGAAUGCUCCGCAGACUGGGCCUUCAGGACAAAAGGAACCAUCGUGUUCAUGUUACUCUGAAAAAGGACACUAACAAAAAAGGCAAAGCAGCUGUUAAAUUUAUGCUUGAUGCAUCUUUGAAAACACAAAUCUUAACAAGAUUUUCUUCCCUCUAUGUUGAAGGUGCCCAAGUCCCCUCCCACAUCCCCAAGAAUGUAUCUCUGCUGUUCCUGCUCACAUGGUGUCUGGAGAUAAGAAGUGUUCCCAAGAAGGCAUUGUUGCGGGCGCUGGUGGAGUUCACUGCAGACGCUGCUCAGAGGAGGAGACUGCAGGAGCUGUGCAGCAAACAGGGCGCCGCAGACUACAAUCUGUACCUGCGGGAGACGGGCCUCAGCGUCCUGGAGCUCCUCACCGCUUUCCCCUCCUGCUCACCUCCUCUCAGCCUCCUUAUAGAGCAUUUGCCGAGACUGCAGCCCAGACCUUACUCAGCAGCAAGCUCCCGUCUGAGGCAUUCGGGAAAGCUGCAUUUUGUCUUCAACCUGCUUGAGCUCCCAGCGUGCUCCGGGAGGCCCGCGGGGAGCCGAGGCUUGUGCACGGGCUGGCUGUUUGACCUCAUCAAUCCUGGCCCAGUGUUCCCUGUGAAGGCUGAAUCUACCAGCAGCCCGGCUCUGCCAAAGAUUUACAUGAGUUUGAGACCAAACUGCUCCUUUCGGCCUCCCUCUGACCUGUCGGCGCCCUUCAUCAUGGUUGGACCUGGCACUGGAGUUGCUCCUUUCAUUGGCUUCCUCCAGCAAAGACUGGAGGAGAGGAAGAACAACCCCGAAUCCUCGUUUGGCGAGACCUGGCUGUUCUACGGUUGUCGCCACAGAGACAGAGACUACCUGUUCCGGGAGGAACUUGAGAGCUUUGUGUCCAGCGGCACUCUAAGCCACCUCAAGGUGUGUUUCUCCAGAGACGGGGGGAAGGAAGAGGAGGCAGCCACCUCAGCGCCACGACCCAGAUACGUCCAACACAAUCUGCUGCUCCACCGCCAACAAGUCACCGACCUUCUGCUCAGACAGAACGGCCACUUCUAUGUGUGCGGGGAUGCGAAGAACAUGGCUAAAGAUGUAAAUGAGACCCUGAUAGAGAUGAUUAAAGCGGACCUGCAGGUGGACAAACUGGAGGCCAUGAAGAGACUGGCUGCUCUUCGAGAGGAGAAACGCUACUUACAGGACAUCUGGGCCUGACAGAGCAUGAGAUAAGGGCAUUUUACAGCUGGUCUCACAUAAGAUUUAAAAAAAAAAAAAAAAAGAUAUCAGCUUACUCAGCCUUGACCUGUGGAACCAUAAAAUUAUAGAUGCUCAGGCCCAAAGGGUAGUCUAUACCACCCAGUGUGGCUGAAAUGGAGUGACCCAUGCUGCCCCACGGAUAUCUGUCCACUACACCCUCUUUGCCUUUGCUGUUUGGACAGAAAUGACCUCGGUCAGGGCGGCUGUGCUGGAGAUUGGCCCAGCAGUGCGAAAAGGCUUUUAGUGUUUAGGGGACCUCUUGAUUUUGUCCUUUUUGAGGAAAAGGCUUUUAUUUCUGCCAACCAUGAUGGAGUGACUGAGAGCAUGAUGAGCACAUCGAUUUGUCCUUCUUAAACGACACACUCACUGGAAUAUGCUUAUUCUUAUUCAGGGAAAAAAUACUUUGUUUUUCAUUGAGUGAUGUUAGUCUUCGAGAUGUGCCAUGUCACCACUGCCUGCUAAAUAGCUUCUAAAUUAGGGAAAUAAAAUUUUAAUUCAAUCAAUUUCUUUAAGAAUUGUUUGGAUUUUUUUAUAUUUCUUUUUAAAACAUUUUAUAGAAGUACCAGGUUUUUUAAUUAUUUGCGAUGAAUGUCUAAUUGAAUAGUUCAACGUGAUCAAUUUGAACAAAUCCUAUCAUCUGCAGAACGUGGUCACCACUUCUGUGUGGAUGAACGCCAUUCUUAGUCUUUUUUUUGUUGUUUUUGUACAUAUUUUAAUGGAAAUUAUAAUUUAGCAAUCUCAAUCAUUUCUAAAAAUGAACCUCUUUAUCUUAUUUCAACAUGUUUUUAUUCAUGAAACCUUUUGCUAUCAUAGCCAUAAUGAAGGCUGGUUUUAGGGGGCAGGCCUUAAGUUUAUUUAGAGCUUUGUGGGUUCAUUUUGGCCCAACUCGAAGAGCUUUCUGUUUAAUCUUUAAGAAAUUUCACCCGAUGUUUCAAACUGAACAACGGCAGCGAAAAUCUGCAUUCAAGUGAGUUGAGCGCGCUCUGUGCGGUCCAUUAGGCUGUGCUUAUGCACAGGAUGCUCUCCCACAGAGACGGAUGAAAGCGGCAGAUCUCCUUAAAUGUUUUCCAACACCCUCCACCGCGUCCACAGUCGCGCCGUUACUCUGAGAGGCGAUCAGCCGCCCGACCGAUGCAAUUUUGUCUGACUGGACCUCCUUCGUGUCCGUCUGCCCUGACAGAGCCAGCAGUCCUGCAGCGAGCGGGCCAAAACCGCCCCGCAAGCUUUGAGGCUGUGGCUAAACCCCACAUGUGUUCUCGUGGCCUUUCUUAUGGAAUAAAAACCUUUCACGG
Messenger RNA from Menidia menidia (Atlantic silverside), 3702 nucleotides. The record is from the annotation of a GenBank genome assembly. Lineage: Eukaryota; Metazoa; Chordata; Actinopteri; Atheriniformes; Atherinopsidae.